Eleginops maclovinus (Patagonian blennie) is the source of this 1381-nucleotide messenger RNA. RefSeq lists its product as uncharacterized. Lineage: Eukaryota; Metazoa; Chordata; Actinopteri; Perciformes; Eleginopidae. The transcript is spliced from 2 exons. Gene Ontology annotation, molecular function: zinc ion binding. The record is from RefSeq and is a predicted model, not a curated record. The coding region runs from base 44 to 1012 and encodes 322 amino acids.
GUCACGUGACUUUUGGUUGGGAGCCACCAUUUUGGCAGUCAACAUGACCACCGGUGCCAGUGUUUUCUUACCGAGCGAGUAUACUUCUCAUUUUAAUUCAAGUGAAAUUCGGCUUUAUAGUACAAAAUUAGAGAGAUUAAAUAUAAGCGACCCAUAUAAUUCACCCGGUGUGCUUUUCAAGAGCAUAACCUCCUGCUCUGAAGACGAUGUACCCGACUUGCGCUACGCAGACAUCCACAGCUAUCUUGUAAGCUUUCCAUCAGUGUACUCAGGAGACUCCCUCAGAGCGUACAAAAGCUUGGAGGCUUACAAAUGGUGUCAGUCCGGCUUCGUAAACAACAUUCAACUGUGGAGUCUUACAUCCAAAAACUUCGGCAUCAUCACUGCAAGGGUUAAUCACUCCCAAAGGCUUAAUGAAAGUCAACUAAAGCCAUGGGUGGUGGUGAGGAACGACGGUGUUGUGCUGGGAGCCCACUGCAACUGCACAGCGGGACUCGGGGAGAGCUGCUCUCAUGUGUCAGCUGUUCUCUUCAGUCUGUGGGGAAAAAACAACGCAAGGCACGAGGAGAUCAGCUGCACAUCCAAAAAAUGCAAGUGGGCCUCUCCCAGUGAGGAUGCUGCGAAGAAUGUGGAGUACCUGCAGGGCAAGGACAUCAUAUUCAACCAUACUCAACAAAAUAAAAAGGGGAAUUCCACCAAGGGUACCUCUGCGCCCCCAUCUUUCCCACCCCUGACUGCUGCUGAGCAAACACAGUUCUACCAAAAUCUCUCACAGUGCCGGACUCAAGAUGGGAAGUCCUGCAGACCUGCAGUCCUGUCAGUUGUUCGCGGGUACGCCACAUCCUAUGUACCCAAGGCUGUCAAGCUAGAUUUACCUGAACCCCUUACCAGUCUGUAUGACAAGAAGGCAAGAGACCUGAACCUGGCUGAAUUACAAGAGCGUGCAGAAGGAAUAUUUGAGGACUUGACUGUCAGUGAGACAGUGAGAAAAGAAGUCACAAGAAACAAGUGAGAAGCGAAUCAAAAAGGUUUAUUUUCUGUUGACGCACAAAUUCAUCACUCAAAGGGCACCACAGAAUCAGGUACAUUUGUUAGUCCACAACAUACACUCACAAUUUUAUCAAGAUAAGUAACAUCAUUUUCUUUCUCUAUGUCUGUGAAAGUUAUUGGCACAGUGCUUUGUAAGAUAGUAUAUUUCUGACGAAGUACUCCUAUGACUCUUUCGAUGUGAAUCCUUAAAGAGGCUAGAGAUCUUGUAUUCUCUAUGUCAGCAGGAUCUAACUGUGUUUUUCCACGAGUAAAUGCUGGAAUUUUUAAUUCAGCCUGACACCUUUCAACAGACUCUUUCACCAGAAACCCCCUGUCUGCCAAAACAACAUCC